AUGGUUGAAAAGGUAUGAGACAUUAAAGUUCAUAGCAAUCCUGAUUGUAUUGUAAGUAUUGAAAAUGGGUAUUUGAUAGGCACUUAUGAGCUUAAUGAAGAAACAAGAGUGAAAACUGGGUCAAUUUUAGCAAUGGUGGAGAUGGAAGAGAAAAAUCGUAUGAUUUUGGACAAGGGAAUUAUGGAUAUCAAAAAAAUUGAUCAAACUUCUUUUCUUGCAUCAACAUCAGAAGGUGGAAUUGUAAUAUUUUCUGGAGAAAACCUAGAAAUCAAGGCUGAUUCGGUAAUUCAUGAUUUUUGUACGUCAUAUAUAUCAAUUUCGGAUGGAAUUUGCUGGAUUUCUUAUCUAGAUGGCACUGUUUCAGCAGUUGAUAUUAACACUUUGCAAACUUUGUAUUCAAUAAAGCCAAAUGCUUAUGAAAUAUGAAGCAUUUUUGCCUCAGAAAAUGAAGUUUAUAUUCCAACUUCUAUUGGAAAGCUAGAAAUUUGGGACAAAAGACUAGAAAAUUCUGCAUAUAAGCUUAAUAUCCAUACAGAAGAUAUAUGCAGUAUAGGGAUUAGCGAUAAUUGCAUAAUAACUGGAAGUUAUGACGGAGACCUCGCAUUUCUUGACAAAAGAACCUACCAAAUAAUAGAAAAACUCCACAUUGGCGGUGGGAUCUGGCGAUUUAUAAACACCGACAGCUACAUAGCAUGCGCCUGCAUGUACGAAGGCUACAAAUUCUACUGAAAAGCUUCCAAAGAAAUUUCCACAAUCCCUACAUCUUCAAUUGCCUAUGGUCUUGACCAAAUAAGCCCUACAAGCUUUAUUGGCUGCUCCUUUUACGACAGAGAGGUCUCGAAACUAACAUUAAAAACAGUCUUUAAUUCUACUUAA
This is a messenger RNA of Blepharisma stoltei, 876 nucleotides long. The record is from the annotation of a GenBank genome assembly. NCBI's taxonomy places the organism in Eukaryota, Ciliophora, Heterotrichea, Heterotrichida, Blepharismidae.